AUGGCCCCUAAAUACACCCCAGCUACAUUGGAUACUAUCAAUAUCUCGUCAUCAGUAUUGUUAUCCUUGUUGAGACACACUUCUGAACAUUACCCACAAUUAUUCUCUGGUGCUUUAUUGGGAUUCGAAGAUGAAAAUUUAAUAGAUGUUACUCAUGGAUUCCCAUAUCCAUAUCCAGAUCAAUAUGAAGGUGGUUCUUUCAAAUCUAGAAGUGGUGGUCAAUAUCAAAAAGAUUUAUUGGAAAACUAUAAAAAAUUAGGAUAUGGUAUUGAAUUUUUGGGAUGGUUCCAAUCAACCGUAUCAGGAAAUUUCAUCACCAAUCAAUUAAUCGAAGCCUUGGCUCAACAACAAUUAAACAAUUCUAAUGCAUUCAUAUUAGUCAAUGAUUUAUCCAGUGUCGGACAAGAAGUCUCCAUCAAAGCUUUGAGAUUAUCUACUGGUUUUAUGAAUGCUUAUAUUGAAGGUAAAUGGAAGUCUAAAAAUUUGGAAGCCAACAAAACUUCUUUUUUGAACAUUUUUGAUAAAUUAAAUUUGAAUAUCAAGAACCAAAAAUUGGUCGAUGUUUACUUGUCAAGCUUGUCUCCAAAACCAACCGCUGAAUCAGAAUUAGGUGUACUUAAUCUUUUAUCCAACCUGAACUCCACUGGUCAAUUGUUGGAAUCCUUAUACGGACAAAUUGAUUCCUUCAACUACGAUCAAAACAACUUCAACUACUACCAAAGACAAUACCAAAAGGAACAAUCCAAGAUUCAACAAUGGAAACAACAAAGAAAAUUGGAAAACUUGGAAAGAGCUAAAAGAGGUGAAAAGGAAUUGGAUACCGAUGAAUGGAAAACCAUUUUCAAAUUACCAAUUGAACCAUCAAGAUAUAACAAUAUUUUACACAGUCGUUCUAUUGAUGUUUUAUCUGACGACAUUUUAAAGAAGUGUGAUGAAGAGUUGAUCAAAAGCUUUGCUAUUGAAAGAAAGUUGAGUGCUUAA
Molecule: messenger RNA, 981 nt
Organism: Candida tropicalis MYA-3404
Lineage: Eukaryota; Fungi; Ascomycota; Pichiomycetes; Serinales; Debaryomycetaceae
Exons: 1
Coding region: 1-981 (326 amino acids)
Cellular component (GO): eukaryotic translation initiation factor 3 complex; eukaryotic 43S preinitiation complex; cytosol
Molecular function (GO): metallopeptidase activity; protein binding; translation initiation factor activity
Source: RefSeq, a predicted model, not a curated record